AUGGAGCAGCCUAACGGUGGCGGUGUUAAUGGUGGUGUUGGUGAGCCAACCGAUGACCGCAGUGCGUCACCAGCAAGAGCAACCCAGAACAACAAUGCAACCGGGAUGGGUCCAUUGUCGUCGGGGAUCAGCAAUGGAAUGGAUACCGUAGCACCAGCAGCGACAGCAGCCACACCGAAGACAACCAACUGGGUAAAGUUCGAGGAGGACGGUGGACCGGAACCGAGCAAGUCCCCAUCACCAUCACUGCCACCUCCACCGUUGGCCGCCUCCGGUAAGCAUCCGUUGGCGGCGGGUAGCAACCGGCAGUCGGUGGCAACAUCACCGGAUACGGCACCAGCGGCCGUACUACCAACCGAAACGGUGCAUGUACAUCUGGACACACGAACACCUAGCACACCAAAGCAAACCCAACCACCACCAUCACAUGGACCCGGCAAACCGACGCCCAGCACCGGUUCCGGCACGGUACCGAGUGGAGUCAACAAAACAUCACAACCGGCCGUCAUAGACAUCCCGAAGCAAUCGGUAAACGUGGUGCAACCGAUCCAGUCGAUGCGUACGAUCGAACUUUCGACCGGCCGUGUACGGGAAGGUUUCGCAAACGGAGAUGUAAUCGUUACCUUACUACCUACCAACACUCGGUGGCCGUGGAUCACACCGGCCGUAUUUCGUCCUGAGCUCGUCCCGGAAGAGCUGAUGGCGCAAGGUUUGACGCUCACGGUGGAGGAGUACGUGCACGCAAUGGAAACGCUGGUGAACGACUACCGGUUCACGCUGUACAACAUCUGCUACAAACGCGUGCUGGUCGUCUGGAUUCUGUUCGCUUUCAUCGUCCUGAUUGGGUUGCUGUUUUCCGGCUUCUACGGCAUUACGCUGCUCUCGCUCGGCGUUGCCUGGCUGUUCCUGAAUGCGGCCGCCAUUUUCCUGUGCAUGUGGGUCAAAUUGAAGCUGGCGCGGGGCCUCGAACGGUGUAUGGCGCGCGUGAAUAAGCAGCUAAUACGACACAAAAUUUUGCUCGCACUGGACGACCGUGGCCACAUCUCCUGCCACAAGGUGAACCUCUGCUUUCUGUACUUCGAGCCGUCGCAGUGCAUCAGCUAUCUGAACGAGUUCAUUGAGCGGAGCGAACAGAACGGUAACACGAUCGAACCCGGCUGGGAAAGCCGGCUGGACGUCACGACGAAUGAUAUCGUUAUACAGGGCGCGAACACAACGCGACUGUCCCGGAAGCAGGGACGUGCGGAAGGCAUCUUUCUGCGAUAUCUACAGCGCUGGGGUAAGGAUUAUCUGCGCCGGCGGCUAGACUGGACGAUCGAGGAGAAUACGCUCGUGUCCGCACCGCGCCAUCUGCCGACGGCCUACUGUCCCUGCCAGUACGCGGAGGAGGUGAUGCUGCAGAAGAAACCGAAGGAAGAUCCACGGCUGUGCUGUGCCACGAUUCGGGUCCAUCUUGCCCGCAUCGGAUUCCAUUUCUGACUGUGCCGACGAAAUUCACAACCCAUCGCAUCAUGCCAGCCAAUUUGUGCCUAAGAAUGUGCUCGAAAGUUUUCCGAUUUUCAAAGUUUUAGGAACGGGAGGGAACCAGCAGAGAGAAUAGAGCUAGUGUUAGAGAAGCCAACAGAUCAUUAUUGCGGUUUCGUCCUUCUUUUCCGGGUCCGGGAUGCAGUAAUUAAGCUUUUUGCAAACUAGUACAAACCUGCAAUCUCUCAACCAGAAACGACUGUUAGACCUCAGAGUGCCUUUAGCUUUGUUUCUUGAGGGGGAGCCAUAAUAGGUGGAAUGCUGGUAGUACUGGUAGUCGAUGGAGAGGGAGCCUUUUCUAAACAUUUUCUUCAAACUUGGAGUCGGUGUCGGAGAACAAUCACGUUGACGCUCCACACGCUGUAUAGUGCCUCGAUUGGGCAUACGUUUUAAACUGGUGGCGGGAUGCAUUAGAAUAAGUGUGGAAGCGUUUUAGUUAUUAUUAGAAUUUUAGUGUACACUGAUGCUUGCCGGAGGUUCCGUAGCGCGCGUUCACACGUCGGUAUCGCACUCAGCUGGAUUGGAGUUCUUCUGUUAGUUGUCGUUCCUCGGUAUAAACUGCUCCCAAACGAAAGUGUAUUACUAACUAAUCACACCAUUCGGAACACUAUUUCCCUGUGCCCUGUUUCUACCACUGUCACCUCCGCUAACUGCCCACACUGUUCGGCUGCUGUCUGCCGUUGUUUUGGCCCGCCUGUCUUCAUCGUGUAUCUCCCAACCAAACUCCCAUUGCAGGAACGAGGAAUGCUGCUGCUACUGCGUUACGCGUCCCGGUGGGGUAACGAGGCAAUGCGUGGCCUUAUCGAUGUCACGCCAAACGAUCCGGCCCGGCACUGCCGGCAGUACCAGUGCCCCUGCCAGUACGUUGAGUACCAC
Anopheles moucheti is the source of this 2400-nucleotide messenger RNA. RefSeq lists its product as uncharacterized. NCBI's taxonomy places the organism in Eukaryota, Metazoa, Arthropoda, Insecta, Diptera, Culicidae. The transcript has 5 exons. The record is from RefSeq and is a predicted model, not a curated record. The coding region runs from base 1 to 1479 and encodes 492 amino acids.